Molecule: messenger RNA, 1248 nt
Organism: Megachile rotundata (alfalfa leafcutting bee)
Lineage: Eukaryota; Metazoa; Arthropoda; Insecta; Hymenoptera; Megachilidae
Gene: eIF3g1
Product: eukaryotic translation initiation factor 3 subunit g1
Cellular component (GO): eukaryotic translation initiation factor 3 complex; cytoplasm
Molecular function (GO): translation initiation factor activity; RNA binding
Source: RefSeq, a predicted model, not a curated record
UAAUAAAACUCAAACGAAACACGUGACAACGGAAAAUGAAUUCCCCUUUUGUAUCUUGAUAAAAAAGCAGUAGAAACCAGUGCGAGAGAAAAUUCAGUGGACGCAGGCGUCGUUCGUGACUUGUUAUACGACAAUCUACGCUGUUUUCAACAUGGAUGUAUGUUAAGGGGAUGUUUGGUUGAAAGUUUUUUUUCUACUUUGUUGGGAGAGCUGGAAGUUUGAUCACCUUUGUGAAUAUGCCAGUAGCAGAAGCAAAAUCCAGUUGGGCUGAUGAGGUAGAAGAAGAGGGAGGAGCAUUACCUCCUCCUUCAGAAACCUAUGAGAAUGGAUUCAAAAUUCUUACUGAAUAUAAAUACAACCAAGACAAUAAAAAGGUCAAAGUGGUUCGUACAUACAAAAUUGAAAGACGUGUAGUUUCAAAGACAAUUGCUGCACGUAAAAAUUGGGCUAAAUUUGGAGAUUCAGCAGAUGAUCGACCUGGACCUAAUCCUGCUACUACAGUCGGUGGUGAAGAUGUUUUCAUGCAAUUCAUUUCUAGCAAAGAAGAAGAAAAUAAGGUUGAAGAGGAUAAUCUUGAUAAAUUAAAGAAUAUGGGAGAUAAAGGUGUAGUUAAAUGCCGUAAUUGUAAUGGAGACCAUUGGACAUCAAAGUGUCCUUACAAGGACACAGUCCUUGCUGGAGGAAAAGUACCAGAUGAUAAGAAACCACUUACUACUACUGGUGCUCCUGGAGCAAUGACAGAUUUGAAACCUCAAGGAAGCAAAUAUGUACCACCUGGUAUGCGCGAUGGCGCCAAUAAACGCGGAGACUCGAUGCAGAUGCAAAGAAGGGAUGAUACAACAGCUAUUCGUAUUUCUAAUUUGUCAGAGAGUACUACAGAUGCUGACUUGGAUGAGCUUGUCAAGCCAUUUGGUUCUGUCCUUAAAUUUUACCUUGCUAAAGAUAAGCAAACAAAUCUGUGUAAAGGAUUUGCAUAUGUACAUUUCAAAUAUAAAGCAGAUGCUGGAAAAGCUAUUAGUAGACUUAAUGGCUAUGGUUAUGACCAUCUUAUUUUGAAUGUGGAUUGGUCAAAGCCACAACAACAGAGUAAUUAAAAUGAUUAACUAAAGAAUAAUUUUGAUCACUUCUUACAGAGUACUACCAUCUUUAUCUCAUUCAGGAUUAUUCCAUUUGCUACUGUAAAAAUAUGAUAUACAUGUCUAUGAAAAUAUAAUUUGUAUUCUUAGAUUAAAAAUAAAUUGUACACUA